Messenger RNA from Dovyalis caffra, 381 nucleotides. The record is from the annotation of a GenBank genome assembly. Lineage: Eukaryota; Viridiplantae; Streptophyta; Magnoliopsida; Malpighiales; Salicaceae.
AUGGGAAAUUGUUGUGUAACUUCAUCAUCGUCUGUCGUAUGGGCCGGUGACGACUGGGGAUCGGUGGCGCAUCAUAAGCAUCACCCUGCUACAAUGCUUCAUGGAGCUGAUGAUGAGGAUGAGGAAUAUGGUAGUACUAACAAUGAAAGACAGAGGCUUCUUGACACAAGUUCUUUGUGUUCAGGUUCUACUAGGGAGGUGAAGAUUAAGAUUACAAAGAGGGAGUUGGAAGAGAUAAUGGCAAGGGUUAACAUGCAGGGAUUGUCCAUGGAACAGGUCCUGGCUAGGUUUGUAAACUCUACUAGUGAUCUUAAGUUUGAAAUGGAGCAUCAUCAUAGGCACUGGAAACCUGCCUUGCAAAGUAUUCCUGAGGUGAACUAA